AUGUAUAACAAAGAAAGCUCACAAAAUAUUAACAAGAAUCUAUCUACAGAAUGGACUGUAGGCUUUACUCAAGAUCAAUCUAAUAUAAAUUUACUGAACAUUUAUAAUAAUCCAUCAAUAGAAUGUCCAGCUGACUUUACUCAAGGUUACAAAAAACAAAUUAAUAAUAGUCUAUCUACAGAAUGGCAUAUGGACUUGACUCAAGACCAAACUAAUCUAAGUUUGCCAAAUGUUUAUAAUAAUUCAUUCAUAAAAUGGUCCGAAGGCUUUAGUCAAGAUCAAACUAAUAAUAAUAUACCUAUCGCUAUAGAAUGGUUCACAAAUAAUAAUUCGUUUAUGGAAUGGGAUACAGGUUUUACUUCAUAUCAAACUAGUACAAGUUUAUUAAACACUUAUAAUAAUUCGAUUAUUAUAUUGUCCACAGGUAUUACUCAAAAUGAUGAGAAUCAAAUUGAUUGUAAUUCAUUUAUAGAAUGGACAACAUGCUUUACUCAAGAUCAAACUAAUACAAGUUUACUAAAUAUUUAUAAUGCUCGACAUUGUGAGGAACAAAUUAAUACUUUACAACAUGAUACAAAAUCAAUUAAAAAAAAUGAACAUCCAGUUUCGCUUGUCUCUAGGCGUAAAAGAAAUUCGAAUCCAAAAUGCAAGAAAUGUAAUUUAAAAAAAGAUCACUACGAUGUAAAUCCCAAUUUAUGUAAGAAUUGUUAUCGGGCCUCAUUACGAAUUUUAAGUGGUAAUAAAUUAAUAGACGAUUUUAUCGAAUCAACACAAACUUUUUAUAGUAACUGUAGACCUGAAUCAAAGUUAGAAUUUAUUCUAUAUAAACAAUUCACUAAUAUUGAAUACCUUGCUAAAGGAGGGUUUAGUGUAAUAUAUAAAGCAACAUGGGUUGAUGGUCCUAUUGAUCGAUGGGUUUUUAAGCAGGAAAAGUAUAAAUGGCAUAAUAAUUAUAAUGUUGUUCUUAAAAUUCUGAAUAAUUCUGAAAAAAUAGAUUCUGAUUAUUUAGAUGAGCUAAAAAACUUUUUUCACUGUAAAAAAAGUGAUAACAAUACUUUAAAUAGUAGACUUCAUCAAUAUCUUGGCAUCACGCAACAUCCUGAAACAAAAAAUUAUAUAAUAGUUAUAGAAUUUGCGCAGAAUAGAGACCUACAUUAUUUUUUAAAUAGAAAAAAUACUCUAUCCUGGCCAGCAAAAUUACAAUUUUUACAUAAAAUUUCAAUCAGGCUUAAUUUAGUACACCAAAAUAAAAUUAUUCAUCGUGAUCUUCAUAGUGGCAAUAUUCUUAUUGGCCGCAAUAGAUAUGGUCCUGAAGUAGGGCCAAUGAUUGCAGAUUUUGAAAUAAGCAAACCAAUAAAUGAAUUAUCAGAUAAGAAUGCAAUCUAUGGUGUUAUUCCAUAUGUUGCACAAGAGGUGUUAAAAGGAGGAAAGUUUACACAAGCUUCAGAUAUUUAUAGUUUUAGUAUGAUUAUUUGGGAGGUAAUAAGUGGCUGUAGACCAUUUUCUGAUCGUAAACAUGAUGAAUAUCUUAUUCUGGAUAUUCUUAAUGGUCUUCGCCCAAAAAUUCCAUCUAAUAUUCCUCAAGAUUUAAUUGAAUUAAUGGAAACAUGUUGGCAUCAAGAUCCAGAAAAAAGAAAAUUUGCAAACCCAGAAAAAAGAAAACUUACUGUUCAAGAAAAAGGAAGCUUAAGCUGGUAUAAACUAAAGAAAUUGAAAGCGAAAUUGAAAUCAGAAAAGAUAAAUGGUGGUCUGGCUAAUGCAUUGGGUGAACUUAUUAAAAAAGCAGAUAAAGGCGAAAUAAAAUUUCUAGAAAAUAUAGAUACGAAUAUUUUGCCACCUAAAAUAAAUGAUCAAGCAAUUUAUUCUAGUCGAUCAUUAACUCAAUUUAUUAGUAAAGCAUUGACUUUACAAA
Racocetra fulgida is the source of this 1912-nucleotide messenger RNA. The record is from the annotation of a GenBank genome assembly. NCBI's taxonomy places the organism in Eukaryota, Fungi, Glomeromycota, Glomeromycetes, Diversisporales, Gigasporaceae.